AUGUUGGGUACCGCAUUCGAACUACCAAAAUUGACCGGAAGAUACCUCACCGCUAAACUGGGUGACGGCAACGCUGAGGACAGCGAGUAUGUCGAGGAUGGAUUGACUCUAGUGGAACUGGACUUGAUAUGCGGAGCGUACGAAUGCACCGACGGUAAGUUGCAUUGCAAGUUCCUUGUGAAUGGCGACAUUGACGAUCGACAGAGCAUGGCCGAUUAG
Messenger RNA from Coprinopsis cinerea okayama7#130, 219 nucleotides. RefSeq lists its product as hypothetical. Lineage: Eukaryota; Fungi; Basidiomycota; Agaricomycetes; Agaricales; Psathyrellaceae. The transcript has a single exon. The coding region runs from base 1 to 219 and encodes 72 amino acids. The record is from RefSeq and is a predicted model, not a curated record.